UAUAAUAUGUUCGAAGAAGCGUCUCUCGACGAGCGUAAAUUAAAAAUUGAAUUCCUAGUCGGGAAGAUGACGGAAGUCUGGAGGACCAUUUUCGUAACCGGAGGCGCUGGUUACAUCGGCAGUCACUGCAUCGUCGAGCUCCUAGAGUGCGGUUACGACGUGGUGGCUAUAGACAACUUCGCAAAUAGCGUAACAGAAACCGACGGCGAAUCCGCGGCACUCAAAAGAGUCGAGCAAAUAACAGGGAAGAAAGUUACAUUUUAUAACUGCGAUUUACUUGACAGAGAGAAGCUCGAGACAGUCUUUAAUCAGUACAAAAUAGAUUGCGUGAUACAUUUCGCGGCUAUCAAAGCUGUCGGCGAGUCGAUGCAAGUUCCGCUGCAUUAUUAUCGAAAUAAUAUAAUUGGAGCUAUCAAUCUGCUUGAGGUGAUGAAAGCAGCCGGCUGCUUUCAGCUUGUAUUCAGUAGUUCUUGCACGGUUUACGGUGAACCUACAGAAUUGCCCAUCACGGAAGAACACGAAACCGGCAAUAUCACCAAUGUCUACGGCCGAACAAAGUAUUUUAUUGAAGAGAUGCUCAAGGAUAUAUCCAGAGCUGAAAAGAGUUGGAACAUUAUUUCUCUGAGAUAUUUCAACCCGGUGGGUGCUCAUCGAUCGGGAUUGAUCGGGGAAGAUCCAACAAAGCCGUUUACAAAUCUGAUGCCGUAUAUCGCUCAAGUCGCUUUGAGGCACAAAUCGGAGUUGGUCAUAUUUGGUGGUGAUUAUCCUACAAACGAUGGUACAGGCGUCCGUGAUUACAUUCAUGUUAUGGAUUUGGCAGCUGGCCAUGUGGCUGCAUUAAAUGCUUUACACAAACAGCAUCUUAGGCUAAAGAUUUACAACUUAGGCACCGGCAACGGUGUGACAGUGUUGGAAUUAAUAAAAACGUUUGAGAAAGUCACUGGUACUACCGUGCCGUAUAUUAUAAAGGAGAGAAGAGAAGGCGACAUCGUAUCCAUGUACGCCAAUACAGAUUUGGCGAAAAAAGAAUUAGGCUGGACUGCGAAGUAUAACGUUGAGCAAAUGUGUCAUGACUUCUGGACGUGGCAAACGAUGAAUCCACACGGUUAUCGAACUUCGUUAAAAAACGGAACUACUGAACACCUGAACAAUACAUCGUAACAACAAAUUGUAUCAAGAAAAGUUUGCAAAUAAUUUAUAAUAAAGGAUCGA
Messenger RNA from Cyphomyrmex costatus, 1212 nucleotides. Its product is annotated as UDP-glucose 4-epimerase. The record is from RefSeq and is a predicted model, not a curated record. The transcript is spliced from 6 exons. Gene Ontology annotation, biological process: beta-D-galactose catabolic process via UDP-galactose, Leloir pathway. Lineage: Eukaryota; Metazoa; Arthropoda; Insecta; Hymenoptera; Formicidae. Gene Ontology annotation, molecular function: UDP-glucose 4-epimerase activity. The coding region runs from base 7 to 1161 and encodes 384 amino acids. Gene Ontology annotation, cellular component: cytosol.